This is a messenger RNA of Penicillium manginii, 426 nucleotides long. Its product is annotated as Plant methyltransferase dimerization. Gene Ontology annotation, molecular function: O-methyltransferase activity. Bases 1 to 426 code for a protein of 141 amino acids. The transcript has 2 exons. Lineage: Eukaryota; Fungi; Ascomycota; Eurotiomycetes; Eurotiales; Aspergillaceae. The record is from RefSeq and is a predicted model, not a curated record.
AUGAUUCUGGAGGAUCUCCCGACUGUUAUCGAUGAAGUUGGCGGCGCACAGAAUCUCCUAGCUGCAAAGGUGAAUACGCAAGUGUUUGACUUUUUCAACGAGGUCCAACCAGUCCAAGCUUACUACUUCAAGAUCGUUCUCCACGACUGGUCUGACGAAAGGGCAACCACAAUUUUCAACAAUCUGAAACCCGCGAUGAAACCCGGAUUCUCGAAAAUAAUCAUGGAGGAAUUCAUCCUACCCGAUCAAAACGCCAGCACCCUCCCCUGUACAACGGAUAUGACUGUGAUGGUGUUUUGCUCGGGUUUAGAGAGGACGCGUCAACGCUGGGAAAAUCUGCUAGCAGCAAAUGGUCUACGGGCGAUAAAGUACUGGACACGCCAGGGAGAGGGUCUUGGAAUCAUUGAGGCCGAAUUCGCGGAGUGA